CACAGAAGCUGCCUUGCAGCAACAGUGCACUCUCACACAGGUUGGCAGUCACACAGCAUCUAGGGGGGUUUUCAAAGAGACCUGCAAACAUGUCGGUGAAACUGGACGGCAACAUUUUUGUGACUGGCACCAACAGAGGCAUCGGUUUGGAGCUGGUCAAACAACUGGCCGAGAAGACAGGACCGACAUGUCACAUCUACGCCUGCUGCAGAGAGCCUGAGGGCACCGGAGCUGAGGCCCUGAGGCAGCUCGUCACUCAAUAUCCUGGAAAGAUCACUAUAAUCAAACUAGACGCAUCCGACGAGGACAGUAUGUCAGCUGCCGUCAAGACUGUGAGUGAGCGUAUCGGCGAUGCUGGUUUGAACCUCCUCAUCAACAAUGCUGCGAUCAAUAAACCUCCCCAGCAUGCGACAUUAGCUGACACUGGGAAAAAGGACAUGAUGGACGUGUACGAGACCAACGUGACUGGACCGUUUCUCCUCGCUAAGAUGUUUCUGCCGCUCCUCCAGAAAGCAGCAGAGAAAGGCUCAUCGGAGGGUGAUAAAAUGUCCUGCAAGAGGUCAGCCAUCAUUAACAUCUCCACCAUCUUCUCGUCCAUGGAGAAAUGUCCGGAGAGCUUCGCUUUUGCACCGGUGUACUCUUACAGGACCAGCAAGGCGGCGCUGAACAUGCUGACUCGCUGUCAAGCUGAGGACUUCAAGAGCCGCAACAUCCUGGUGACAGCGAUCCACCCUGGCUGGGUGCUCACUGACAUGGGAGGAGAACAGGCUCCAAUGACCACCCAGGAAAGCAUACAGAGCAUGCUCACUGUGAUGUCAAUACUCUGCAACAAAGACAGUGGGAUGCUUGUGGACUACGAGGGCAACCGAAUCCCCUGGUAGCAGCUCACCUCACAAUCCAACAUUUGCAGAGUAAACCACCUUUGUCUGCCACCUUACACACUUAAUAAUACACGAUACACAAAGUCCAGUUGCCUCCAUCUAACUACUGUAGUAUGAACUGUUGUAACUUUACUUUCAUGUGAAUAAAAGUAAGUAAAAGUGUGUAUUUACACUAAAACAAUU
Molecule: messenger RNA, 1064 nt
Organism: Solea solea (common sole)
Lineage: Eukaryota; Metazoa; Chordata; Actinopteri; Pleuronectiformes; Soleidae
Product: C-signal-like
Exons: 7
Coding region: 90-881 (263 amino acids)
Source: RefSeq, a predicted model, not a curated record